AUGGACGCUUUGAGGAAGGUUAUUCUUUUAAUCUUGGCUAUAUCCUUUAUGGUAUUUGUGACAUUUUUCGGUAGACUACCGGCUCUAAGGGGUAACUCUAGGAAAACACCCAUCGCUUGGUUAUAUCGACUGAUAUGGAUUCAUUUCCCCAACCUGGUGUCCAGCGUGGACCAGAAGCUCACCUCUGGGAGAGUAACCGGAUCACUUGUAUGGCUAUUCAACCGGCUCAUGUAUGAGCGUCAUCCCACGAUCGUGAUCUUCUUCAUAUUGAUCAUGACCGUAUCCGAGUAUCUGUAUCUUCCUCAGAUCUGGCCCAAGAUCAGCCUCUUCAACAAGUUCACCGUUCUCGUCACAGUCGUCGUGCCGUAUGUGUUGCUUUACCUUGCUUGCGCCGCAGAUCCAGGCUACAUCACUCGUGAGAAUCACGCCUACCACAUGUCUCUCUACCCCUACGACCACACUCUUUUUCACCCCGGCAACGAGUGCCGCACCUGUAAAUUCAUCAAGCCACCUCGGUCUAAGCACUGCGAUAUAUGUAAGCGCUGCAUCGCCAGGGCCGACCACCACUGCGUUUUCAUCAACUCCUGUGUGGGGUACGGUAACCACCACUGGUUCCUUCUGCUCCUUUUGUCGGAAUGUGUCUUGAGCACUUACGGUGGCGUCCUCGGCCUCUCCAUCCUAAAGACGAAAAUCAAGGCAAUGUACCCGAUGUGGUCUCUCUGGCCACCCAAGGAAAUGGAUUUCAACAAGUACUUUGCCAUCUGGGGCGUGGGUCUCCACGGCGAUAUCCGCAUGGGUGCUUCCACUCUCCUCGCGGUCCUCAUAUCUCCUCUCAUUUGGGGACUUACCCUCUAUACCAUCUUCCUCAUCUACUGCGGCACCACGACCAACGAGUCCAUGAAGUGGACCGAUCUCAAGGAAGAUAUGCGCGAUGGCUACGCCUUUCGCCGUCCUUUGGCUCCCAAUCGACUCAUGAGCAAGCAGUGGGAGCCGCCAAGUCCCCGGUGGCCCUCUUCCCCAGAGUGCAUCAUAAUGACGACCUUGGACGGACAGCCACCGAACAUUGAAAAGAAGUUUCCCGGCGAGGGCCAAUGGGAACAUGUAUGGGAUCUGAAAGAUGUUGAAAACAUAUAUGACCUCGGGUUCUGGCACAAUAUGGGUGAUCUGUUCGUAUCCAACUACGAACCUGGUGUUGAAGCGAGUGAGCCUCUUGCUGAGCGCCGACCGCGAGGGAGGAGCAUAUCUACAAAGCUCGGGCGCCCUCAGUGA
This is a messenger RNA of Trichoderma gamsii, 1269 nucleotides long. RefSeq lists its product as hypothetical. The transcript is spliced from 3 exons. Lineage: Eukaryota; Fungi; Ascomycota; Sordariomycetes; Hypocreales; Hypocreaceae. Gene Ontology annotation, biological process: protein targeting to membrane; peptidyl-L-cysteine S-palmitoylation. The record is from RefSeq and is a predicted model, not a curated record. Gene Ontology annotation, molecular function: protein-cysteine S-palmitoyltransferase activity. The coding region runs from base 1 to 1269 and encodes 422 amino acids. Gene Ontology annotation, cellular component: endoplasmic reticulum; Golgi apparatus.